This is a messenger RNA of Aspergillus mulundensis, 2385 nucleotides long. Its product is annotated as AFI1/MesA family protein. Lineage: Eukaryota; Fungi; Ascomycota; Eurotiomycetes; Eurotiales; Aspergillaceae. The record is from RefSeq and is a predicted model, not a curated record. Gene Ontology annotation, biological process: actin cortical patch localization. The transcript is spliced from 3 exons. Bases 1 to 2385 code for a protein of 794 amino acids. Gene Ontology annotation, cellular component: plasma membrane.
AUGAGCAUCUCACUACCCAUCCGGACUUCAGACGGCACGGGCAAUUCCUCCAGCCCCCCAAAGUCAACCGGGCUUCCUCACCUCUCGCCUUCCCCGUCCUUUAUCCACAAACAAUCGCCCAGAAGCUCCGACAACUCGGGCCUCCACCGCUCCGCCAGCCAACACAUUGUCCCGCCGACUUUCAAGCGACGCCGCUGUAAAUCGCAGUAUCCCCAUGACUCCCCCGAGCGCCAUGUCGAAUUCAUCCUUGUCGCCUCUUUCCAUAUCGAUCGGGGUCCGAUUAUGGAACAUCAGUACCCUGGUCCCAUUAGCAGCGACGAGGGCAUGCUGGCGGAGCUGAUGUUGCCGGACCAGACCCAUGUCCGCAGUCAAGAUUGGACUAUCUUUUUCCUACAUAAGGACAACGGCGCGGAUGGAGAGGACGAAUCGGCACCGGGGAACAAAAAGGAAAGGAAAGGAAAGAAAAAAGAACGGACGUCUUCGGAUGAUGAUGAUGCAGAGGGCAGUGCCGGCGCGAAUGAUGAUUCCGAGAUCACAGAGGAGGAGGAGGAGGAGGCAAGCAGUGAUGAGGAAGACGGCGGGGAGGGACCGCCAUUGAUGUAUGUGCUUAAUUUGGUGAACACAAAGCAAGAUAAUACAGUCAAGCGAGGCGCUGUAGUCAAGGCUAUGGCGAUAUGUACGCGGCAUUCUUUCCUACAUAUAUACAAACCUAUUUUGCUUUUAGCCCUGGAGGACUAUUUCAAAAAUCCAUACCCCGAAACCCUCGAAGCACUUUAUAAUGCUGUGAACGCCAUGGACCUGUCACCGAUGCCGAAGCUGAACCUGCUAGAACGUCAGAUACUGCAAGCUACCAACAGCAAAGACAUGUUUAUUGAGAAGUUUGAGCAGAUGGUUCACCAACGAGCGAUUGAGGACGGCGAAAAUGAAUUCGACGAAGACAAUCCACCGUCGCCGAAACGAGGCCCUGCUCCCCGCUAUACGCUCCCACGAGAUACCCACGAGUUUGAGUCUAAAAUUAUCUAUAACGACAUUCCAAUUCCGGUCAAAGUACCGACAGUGAUAUGGCCUGAAAUCGUGGGCGACUUCUCGCUGGUCAAGCUCGUUCAGAUCUUCUCCGCGCCACAUGCCACCCAACCACAGCCGUUCCCUCUCCAUCCUCAUUUGACUACUAGCGGCCCUCUCACCCACCCGAUUAUCGUUCUCGUCAAUGCGAUGUUAACCCAAAAACGUGUAAUCUUCCUCGGUCACAACCGACCGUCCGGGGAAGUCGCAGAGGCAGUAUUAGCCGCCUGUGCAUUGGCGUCUGGUGGAAUUCUGCGUGGAUUCACCCGCCAUGCCUUCCCCUACACAGAUCUGACCAAGAUCGAUGAUCUCUUGCGGGUUCCAGGAUUUAUCGCAGGUGUCACGAAUCCUACGUUUGCCAAUCACCCCGAAUGGUGGGAUGUGCUAUGCGACCUGCCUACGGGCCGAAUUAAAAUCAGCAAUCACAUCGAAGCUGCACCGGUGACCGACGGCCAAUUAUACUUUCAGCAGCAGAGCCCAGUCACCGCAACAGGCCUUAACGCCGAUCCAACCGGAGAUAACCUCUUUAUGGAGGACGUACUUCGCAGCAUAGCGAAUCGAUACGGCGAAAAUGCUAUCAGGGCCAAAUGGCGCGCAUACAUCACGAAAUUCACGCGAACUGCGGCCGCAUUUGAGGAAAUAGUUUACGGAGCGUCAAACAUCUAUAUUAUCGGACCUAACGAAGAGCUUUCUCCUGACAGCCCCAGCGGCCUACAAUCGGAUCCUGGUGAUCCGACAACAAUCCGCGGCCACGGCUACGUCUGGCCGGACGAAGCCUCUAAGCAGCGUGAAUUGAUGGCAUCCGUCUCUCGCAUCGAAGGCUGGCGCACUACUCGGUCCUACUACUCCUUUAUCCAGGACAUCGCAGCAAUGUACUGGCCCUCCCGUCCCAUCCAAAAGCCUGACCUCCACCACCACCACGACCGUCUUCGAACCCUGAAGCUGCCCGCCUACGACGCCGGUCAAAUCUACCUCGCUUUCUCUCACGCAAUCAAAGACUACGCCGGCAUCUGCCAACUCCUAACCGUGACCCCCGAGAGCCAGGCAGGCCUAUUCUACCUCGCCAUGGGCCUCCUCCAUCCAGACCGAACCGUCCGCGAGGCAACCGCGGACCUACUCGAGCGGAUCGCACUCCACCCCGCAGGCCGCCAUUUCUGGGCGCAGCUCAACCGGUUCGCGAAAACGGCGUACUUCCGCAUCAAGCGACAGCGAGACGCAGCUGGGAACUCGUCGCCCGUGGUGAAGUCACCAAGUGACAGCAUCGGCCCUCCGCAGAGUUUAGUAGGCGUUGCUAUGAGUGGUGUGCGGUCUCGAGGGAGUUAA